Messenger RNA from Austrofundulus limnaeus, 2181 nucleotides. It is a transcript of the gene ap3m2, whose product is annotated as adaptor related protein complex 3 subunit mu 2. The coding region runs from base 116 to 1372 and encodes 418 amino acids. NCBI's taxonomy places the organism in Eukaryota, Metazoa, Chordata, Actinopteri, Cyprinodontiformes, Rivulidae. Gene Ontology annotation, biological process: intracellular protein transport; vesicle-mediated transport. The transcript has 9 exons. The record is from RefSeq and is a predicted model, not a curated record. Gene Ontology annotation, cellular component: clathrin adaptor complex.
AUCAUCUCUGCGCUAGCUAACGGGAAGCAGGAGUCACGGCUUCUUCUUCGUUUAUUGGGAAAAGGCGAGACGAGAGCGUCAGAAAUUUUACUUCAUCUCCCUGCCUUCAGUCAGGAUGAUCCACAGCCUGUUCCUGAUAAACGCCUCCGGGGACAUCUUCCUGGAGAAGCACUGGAAAAGUGUGGUCAGCCGCUCCGUGUGUGACUACUUCUUCGAGGCUCAGGAGCGCGCCACUGAACCAGAGAAUGUGCCACCAGUGAUCCCCACGCCACAUCACUACCUGAUCAGCGUGCUCAGGCACCGCAUCUACUUUGUGGCUGUCAUCCAGAGCGAGGUGCCGCCGCUCUUCGUCAUCGAAUUUCUGCACMGAGUYGUCGAUACGUUCCAGGACUACUUUGGAGUGUGCACAGAAGCGGCCAUCAAAGAUAACGUGGUGGUGGUUUAUGAGCUGCUGGAAGAGAUGCUGGACAACGGGUUUCCGCUGGCCACAGAGUCCAACAUCCUCAAAGAGCUUAUUAAGCCCCCCACCAUUCUCCGUACAAUGGUCAACACCAUCACAGGCAGCACCAAUGUGGGUGAACAGCUACCCACUGGUCAGCUGUCAGUGGUGCCGUGGCGACGCACCGGGGUCAAAUACACCAACAACGAAGCCUAUUUCGAUGUGGUGGAGGAGAUCGAUGCCAUCAUUGAUAAAUCAGGUUCCACCAUCACAGCAGAGAUUCAGGGAGUCAUCGAUGCCUGUGUGAAACUGACAGGCAUGCCGGACCUCACGCUCUCAUUUAUGAAUCCUCGUCUGCUGGAUGAUGUCAGUUUUCACCCGUGUGUUCGGUUCAAACGAUGGGAAGCUGAGCGGAUCCUCUCUUUCAUCCCACCUGAUGGAAACUUCCGGUUGCUCUCCUACCACGUCAGCUCUCAGAACCUGGUGGCCAUCCCCGUGUACGUCAAGCACAACAUCACGUUUCGGGAGGGAAGCUCCCAGGGUCGCUUCGACUUGACUCUGGGCCCCAARCAGACCAUGGGUAAAGCCGUGGAGGCGGUUCUWGUCAGCAGCCAGCUGCCUCGGGGCGUCCUCAACGCUAACCUCAACCCUUCCCAGGGAACAUACACCUUUGACCCGGUCACUAAGUUGUUGACAUGGGAUGUUGGUAAGAUCAACCCACAGAAGCUUCCGAACCUGAAAGGCACCAUGAACCUGCAGGCUGGAGCCUCUAAACCAGACGAGAACCCCACCAUUAAUAUUCAGUUCAAGAUCCAACAGAUGGCCAUCUCAGGGCUGAAGGUGAAUCGGUUGGACAUGUACGGUGAAAAGUACAAACCUUUCAAAGGCAUCAAGUACAUGACCAAGGCCGGCAAGUUCCAGGUCCGAACAUAAAGACUGCUGCUUGUUCUGCUGGACCAAAGCAUCAUGAGACUGUCAGAUGUUUGACAGGGGGAGGGGGAGUGCGUGUGUUCCCUGUGUUUGUGCAUCUACCUAAGGUUUACCCACACUAACUGGGGGGCUCCUUGUAGCAGUUCUGAGGGGGACCAUUCCACACUGAAAUCAAACUUCUAUUAUCAGCAGGUCACAGCUUGUUCAAGAACAAACUUGUAAUAUUCACACGGUCCAAAGAAUCCUKUACUGUUACCUUUUUAUUAAAAUCAUUACUUUCUUUUUUAUCCUGCAGUUUUGGUCCCUUCCAUCUCUUUUGUUUACACUUUAGUUUGUUUUGUUCUGAGUUAUGAUUACUUGAUGAUUUUUGUUUGAAACACUGGAGUUUUUAGGCUGAUUUUUAAGAAAGCUACACUGUCCUCAGUUGUGCACUUUUCCAUCUGCUGGUACUAACAUUUCCUUACAGUCCGAAUGAGAAGCACGGAAAGUGACUGAAACUGUUUGGAGUAUUUAUUACUAUGAAGACUUCAAAAAGAACCUAAAACACGUGUUCACCUGUUUUGUAUUUACGAUCCAGAAAAAGGUCCAUUUGUUGUGUCUUCAUGCUGUCAAGAAACUCUUGUGAAGCUUGUUUUUAACACGGUGGCUAACCGUUCAACUUGAAUGAAACUACAGAACGAGACACGCACCUCCAAAGAGAUGUCCACGUUUUUGUGUUUACACCUUUUUGUUUUUGUUUGUUACACAGCCUCCAGUGGAGUGUUGUAAUGGUGGAGAAAAACAAAAUAAAGAUUGAAUGUGUUAUAACUGAA